UCGCAUAUUCGCGAUUAAAAGUUCGAAUAACGCGGAUCGUCCUCGGAGCACUCUUUUGCAGAUAUUUUGUCUUGUGCAUUAACGUAUUCGUAUCGGAACGUUUAUAGGUAAAAUUAGGAUACGUUCGCGAUAGGGGAUAAACAAACUCUGUGCGAGAUACAGUCAAGUCUGGUUAAGUUACCACUGAUUUAGUUAACAAUGGAUAAACCGAUAGUUUCUGUAAAACUAGGUAGAGUACAAGGUAUAGGCGUCGAAAGUGUCCUAGGUUCUUUUUACAUCGCUUUUUAUGAGAUACCUUACGGGAUUCCGCCCAUCGGAGAACGCAGAUUUAAGGAUCCAGAGCCACCACUUUUGUGGAUGAGUAUUAAAGAUUGUACUGUACCCACCGGAAAAAUAUGUAUUCAAGCAGGGGAAUCACCACCCUACAAAGUAAUUGGAAGCGAGGAUUGUCUUUACCUCAACGUUUACACCAAAUCCGUGAGUCAAUCGAAGCCAGUUAUGUUUUGGAUCCACGGGAAUGGUUUCACGUCGGGGAACGCUGGUUUCGAUGCCGCGAGGCCUGAUUACUUGCUCGAGAAAGAUGUCGUUGUUGUUACAGCUAAUUACAGACUGGGUGCAUUCGGUUUCUUAAAUCUUGAUCAUCGAGCUGCACCUGGGAACAUCGGCCUGAAAGACCUAAUCGCAGCUUUGGAGUGGGUCAGGGACAAUAUUGCCAAUUUCGGAGGGGAUCCAAAAAACGUCACGAUUUUUGGUCAAAACACAGGAGGAGUAUUAGCUCAUGCCUUAACUUUGUCGCCGAAAGCGGAAGGGCUCUUUCACAAAGCGAUCAUCCAAAGUGGAACUAUGACGUCUAGCUGGGCUACUAAACAAAGUCGUCCAGCUCGCGGUAGGAAGCUUGCAUCUCUCCUUGGAAUAAACGCUACCGACCCCGAGGAAAUUAUUGAAAAGAUGCGCAAGCUGCCUGCUAAGGAAAUCGCCAAGAUGCAGAAUCGUAUUCUCACAAAACAGGAGGCAGGCAUGUUCGACCUACCCUUUGGAAUAAAUUGCGACGAGGUAGCGGUAAACCCUGUGUUACCAUUGCCACUUCAUUAUUUAUGGGCACACGACAGUGCUGUUCCAAUUAUGGCAGGAUACACGUCGGGCGAAUCCAUCAUGUUUUUCAAUGAUAAUAAAAAGGAAGCAGUGGAUAACUACAAUCGUAAUCUACCCGAGUACACGAAACUCUUAAGUGGGUUCAAAGAGUUAACACCCGCGGAAAACGAUGAUUUAUUAAAAGACGUCAAGAAUCGAUACUUUGAUGGACAAGCAAUUAGCAGGGAUAAAGUGGACUCGUUUCUGCGUUUGAUGACUGACAUCUACAUUGGCAUUCCCACCAAGUUAUUCAUUGAAGAUCGUGUAAAAAGGACAUCCAUGUAUACUUACUUUUACAGAUUCAAGUAUGUCGGAAAUGAAAAAUCGUUGAAGGAACUCCGAUCGAAACGUCUAGUCAAUGAGGCAACUAAUGGGGACGAACUGCCGUAUCUGUUCUACUUGCCUUCGUGCAAAGUUGACAAUCCUGAACCACCAGCUAUUGGCACGAAAGAUAGAGUUGUUAUGGAGCGUAUGACAACCAUGUGGACCAAUUUCGCUAAGACAGGGCAUCCAGCACUACGAAGGAAUGAUUUAAUCAAGACCGCUUGGAAAGUUGCGACUAAGAAUGAGUUGAAUAUUUUAGAAAUUGGCGAAGAGUGUGAGUUGAUAGUCACGGAACCGCACGUGUUAACCACCAAGGAAAAGUUCACUAUCACUGCAGAAUCGAACGAAGAAAUUAUAAAUACGUCAGAGUAAAUUACAUGCACCGCUGAAUGGGUAAUGGCAGGCAUACCUUCCGUGUGUGUAUACAAAUUGCUGAUUGAGAGAUUGUCAGUAAUAUAUAUAUAUAUAUAUAUAUUAUACAAUGAGCAAUUAGACAAUGAGCAAUUUGUAUACACACACGGAAGGUAUGCCGUAUUAUAUAUAUACAGGGUGUCCCAGAAUUAGUGUAAGAACCGUAAAUGGGGGGUAGCUGAGAUGAUUCUGAACCACAAUUUCCUUUGCAAAAAUGUCGGAUGGUGCUUCGUUUUUCGUUAAUAAUUCAAAAACGAAACACCAUUCGAUAUUUUUGCAAAGGAAAUUGUGGUUCAGAAUCGUCUCAGCUACCCCUCAUUUACGAUUCUUACAUUAAUUAUAGGACACCCUGUAUAUAUAUAUAUAUAUUUCAUGCGGUGAUUCUGCAGGCUAAAGAAAGACAGAAACAAAAAAUUAUGAAAAUACAUUUGAGACGUUAAAAUUUCAUAAAAUUUUGCCUUUAUUAUAGGAGAUACAGAAGAAGUUUAUUUAACAUCUUUGUGUAAAAUUUAAAUCUUCUUGAGAUAUAUUCCAAACGUUUUAAAAUGUGUGCACAAAUUACGAAUAUAUGAAAAAAAAAAAGCAAAAGACUACAAGUAGUAACCAUCAUGGGACUCAUAGAAGAAGAUAUAAAAAAAAUCUUUGUUUUAUAAUAGCAUGUAUUUAAUAAUACCUUUGACAAAAGCUGGUCAAGAAUUCCAGGCUAUGGUAGUGAUAACCUAAUAAAGUUGAUGCUCUCCGUG
Molecule: messenger RNA, 2609 nt
Organism: Hylaeus volcanicus
Lineage: Eukaryota; Metazoa; Arthropoda; Insecta; Hymenoptera; Colletidae
Product: esterase FE4-like
Exons: 8
Coding region: 199-1827 (542 amino acids)
Source: RefSeq, a predicted model, not a curated record